Vanessa tameamea is the source of this 2900-nucleotide messenger RNA. It is a transcript of the gene Mad, whose product is annotated as protein mothers against dpp. Gene Ontology annotation, biological process: cell differentiation; anatomical structure morphogenesis; SMAD protein signal transduction. The record is from RefSeq and is a predicted model, not a curated record. The coding region runs from base 201 to 1469 and encodes 422 amino acids. Gene Ontology annotation, molecular function: I-SMAD binding; DNA-binding transcription factor activity, RNA polymerase II-specific; RNA polymerase II cis-regulatory region sequence-specific DNA binding. NCBI's taxonomy places the organism in Eukaryota, Metazoa, Arthropoda, Insecta, Lepidoptera, Nymphalidae. Gene Ontology annotation, cellular component: heteromeric SMAD protein complex. The transcript has 3 exons.
UUUAAUCUGUUUCCUGUUAGUGUCACGCUAAUCGCUAUUUUGUAGUAUUCGUGAUUACAAUUGGCGAACGUUGUGGGAAAUACCAAGUGAAAUAGUGGUGAUCGAUGGCAAAGUAAGCAUUUACGUGGUUAAAACCAGAACGGGUCGCGCGUUCCCGUAACUCCUGGUGAUUCAUCGAGGUUUUAUAAACGUUUGUCACUAUGGACACCGACGAUGGUGAAUCCUCAAGCAGUGGGCCUAUGUCCAGCUUGAAUAGCUUAUUUUCCUUCACCAGUCCUGCUGUAAAGAAAUUACUUGGCUGGAAACAGGGUGAUGAAGAAGAGAAAUGGGCCGAAAAAGCAGUGGACAGCCUCGUGAAGAAGUUAAAGAAGAGAAAAGGAGCCAUCGAGGAGUUGGAGCGCGCGCUGUCCUGUCCCGGCACGCCUUCCAAGUGCGUCACAAUACCGCGGUCGUUGGAUGGAAGAUUGCAGGUCUCACAUCGCAAAGGCCUGCCCCAUGUGAUCUACUGCCGAGUAUGGCGGUGGCCGGACCUCCAAAGCCACCAUGAACUUAAACCACUCGAAAUUUGUCAGUUUCCAUUCAGCGCUAAACAAAAGGAGGUAUGCAUAAAUCCUUACCACUAUAAACGCGUAGAGAGCCCAGUUUUGCCACCAGUUCUUGUACCUCGGCAUUCGGAAUUCGCUCCGGGGCACUCUCUGCUGCCCUUCCAGAGAACAGUGGAGCCGGCGAUGCCCCACAACGUAUCAUACUCGGGGUCAGGGUUUCCACCUUCGGCGACAUCGGAACUGCCGGAUACUCCUCCUCCGGCGUAUUCUCCGCCGUCCGAUGACACCGAGCCCCCGGGAGAAGUAGCUCCGGUUUCCUACCAGGAGCCCCUGUAUUGGGCGUCAGUAGCGUACUACGAGUUAAACUGUCGAGUCGGUGAAGUUUUCCAUUGCAACUCACACUCCGUAGUAGUGGACGGCUUCACCGAUCCAUCGAACAAUAGCGAUAGGUUCUGUCUCGGCCAGCUCAGCAACGUGAACAGAAACUCCACGAUAGAGAACACCAGGCGUCACAUAGGGAAAGGAGUCCACCUGUACUACGUGGGCGGAGAGGUGUACGCCGAGUGCCUCUCGGACGCGGCCAUCUUCGUGCAGAGCCGCAACUGCAACCACCACCACGGCUUCCACCCCUCCACCGUCUGUAAGAUCCCGCCGGGCUGCUCGCUGAAGAUCUUCAACAACCGCGAGUUCGCCCAGCUGCUCUCGCAGAGCGUGAACCACGGCUUCGAAGCGGUCUACGAGCUGACGAAGAUGUGCACCAUCCGGAUGUCAUUCGUGAAGGGCUGGGGGGCGGAGUACCACCGGCAGGACGUGACGUCGACGCCGUGCUGGAUCGAGAUCCACCUGCACGGGCCGCUGCAGUGGCUGGACAAGGUCCUGACGCAGAUGGGCUCCCCUCACAACGCCAUAUCGUCCGUGUCUUAGCCGUGCCACGAUCACAUUCGCCCCCCACCGUUUUUCGUAUUUUUAUUUCGGUUCUAUUCGCUAAUCUCACAAAAUUACGUGCAUUUUUUUUCUUUAGUAAGCUAAGAGAUUGUGGAUUUUAAAUUUUGUAAAAACACGUUCUAUAGCAGUAUCCGAAAAUGUUGCUAACAAAAGAUUUUAUAAAUUAAUUUAUUUCCGUCAAGAUGUUUCGUAGGAAUGUGUCGAUAUCCGAGUGUUCGUUAUCUUGCGGAAAUUAAGAAAUUAAACUUCUACGAAUAUAACAUUAAAAAAAAAAACGUUUCAUACAGUAACGUGACUAUUCGUUGCCAUAUAGCGAUUUUAUAUUUUUAAUAUCUAAACGCGUAUUCAAUUUAACUAUAUGCCCAAAUAUUUUAUAAAAUUGUAGCUCAAAUGAUGUGUCCAAUACGGUCGGAACGUGAAACGUAUUCUAAGUAAUUGUUUGUAUCUGUUAUAAAGACAUAUAUUAGGAAUGGAUGAAUUAUACUCGUGAACGUCUUACGAUGAUGACAACUUAAUAUUAUCGUUGUAAAUAAUUGGAGAAGUUAAGAAUCGGUUCGGUGUGUCGCAGACUCGAUUAUUAAAAUGGUAUGUCAAGGUAUUGUAAUUAUACGAUUAUUAACAAUAUAUAAAGCUUCUAGUUAUCUUAAAUGCAAUUUUUUUUACUAAUUUUUACAUUGUGUAAUUAAAUGGUUAUGUGGUACCCAAAAUUUUAACAAUAAUUUAAUUAAAAAAAAAAAAAAAAAAGUUAGAGAACUUUUUUCAAAAUUGAAUCGCCAUUUUACAUGUAUAUAAAAUAAAAACGAUAUUCCUUUACGGGGCCACAGUAACAGUUAAUCUUAACGGUAAAUAUAUUUUACAUGAAGUAGUUGUAAGAUGGAAUUGAAUAGGAAUCGUGUCGAAAAGUAAACAUGUUUUAUUGGAUAUAGAAUUAUUUCGUUAUAAUAAUAGUCAAGACCAAAUGUGAAAUUGUAAAUGGGUGCGUUCGUGUUUUAAUUUUUUUUUUAAUAACGUACAUGGCAGUGGUUCUAAAAGUAUGAAUGUGCCAUUUUGUGUAAAUUGUGAAUUCAACGGAGAAACUGGUCUUUAAUUUGAAUGGUGGAAUGUUGUUUUUUCGUUGUAAGAAAAUUGAUUUUUUUUUUAAUUGUAAAUUUUGUUACAUUUAUAUUUUAUAUUUGGACGAAGGAUAAAAUUUAUAAUAAUAACGGAUUUAAUGAUUGAAUAUAAUUUGAUAUGAUCAAUGAUUAUGAUCGUUGAUAGAACUUGACUUAUAAAACCAAAUUGGGGCAUUGCGCAGACAAAAUUUCUUAUUGAAUUGAUCUCAAAAUAAUACUAAGUGUUUAGUUCCUCCUGAUGAUUCACUGUGGCGUGUCCCGUGCCUUAUGAGAGUGCAUUCAAUGAAAACUAAAAGAA